UUCACGAUCCUUCAUAUUCGUUCGAUUGGGCUCAAACUAUGCAGAAGAAAAUGCAACAGCACAAAGUGUGGUGGUAGUUAAUAUUGUUAUGAUACUUAAUACUGCACACACAAAGACACAAGCAAGACCUUUGUUACAAG
This is a messenger RNA of Scutellospora calospora, 140 nucleotides long. The record is from the annotation of a GenBank genome assembly. Lineage: Eukaryota; Fungi; Glomeromycota; Glomeromycetes; Diversisporales; Gigasporaceae.